This is a messenger RNA of Spinacia oleracea (spinach), 1749 nucleotides long. Its product is annotated as chlorophyll(ide) b reductase NOL, chloroplastic. The record is from RefSeq and is a predicted model, not a curated record. Bases 136 to 1182 code for a protein of 348 amino acids. NCBI's taxonomy places the organism in Eukaryota, Viridiplantae, Streptophyta, Magnoliopsida, Caryophyllales, Amaranthaceae. The transcript has 13 exons. Gene Ontology annotation, molecular function: chlorophyll(ide) b reductase activity. Gene Ontology annotation, biological process: PSII associated light-harvesting complex II catabolic process; chlorophyll catabolic process.
UUUGGACAUUUCUCCUCCCACAGUCCCAGUCCCAGUCCCAGUCCCAGUCCCACUGGUCUUCCACAAUAGUGCAAUACGCAACACAGAGAGUCCAAAAAUCAUAGAAGCUUAAAAACCGGUAGUUUAUCCACAACAAUGGCAGCCACUUGUUCUUCAUCCUUUCCAUCUCUACUGCCUCUACCCAAAGCCAGAAUCCCUAAAUUCUCUUUCUACUCUUCCUUCACUACAUCUCAAUCCAAUUUCUUUACAGUUACUUCCCGCCAAAAUCUCAUCAAUGGCGAUUUUGUUAAUAAUAUUAGGACCCCCCUUACUUUGCUUAAAGCUCAAGCUUCUUCUGUCAAUGGCGAAAAACAGCCUAUGCUUCCUCCUUUCAAUGUUCUCAUCACUGGCUCCUCCAAAGGGAUAGGCUAUGCACUAGCUAAAGAGUUUCUAAAAGCAGGUGACAGUGUCAUUAUUUGUUCAAGGGGAGGCGAACGAGUAGAGUCGGCAGUUCAGAGCUUGAGAGCAGAAUUCGGGGAUCUGCUUGUGUGGGGUACCAAGUGUGAUGUGAGGGAUGGGAAAGAUGUGAAGAAUUUAGUUGCAUUUGCACAAGAAAAACUAAAGUACAUUGAUAUAUGGAUUAAUAAUGCAGGAUCCAAUGCAUAUAGCUAUAAGCCUUUGGCAGAAUCUUCAGAUGAGGAUCUCAUUGAGGUGGUCACUACAAAUACCCUUGGUUUGAUGAUCUGCUGUCGGGAGGCUAUGAAGCUGAUGUUAAACCAACCCAGAGGUGGUCAUAUAUUUAAUAUUGAUGGUGCUGGUUCUGAUGGAAGACCGACUCCAAGAUUUGCUGCAUACGGAGCAACCAAGCGCAGUGUGGUGCACCUUACAAAAUCAUUGCAGGCCGAGUUACAGAUGCAGGAUGUAAAAAAUGUUGUGGUGCAUAAUUUGUCGCCUGGAAUGGUCACAACUGAUCUUCUGAUGUCAGGUGCUACUACAAAGCAGGCAAAGUUUUUCAUAAAUGUUCUUGCAGAACCUGCUGAAGUAGUCGCGGAGUACCUUGUUCCCAAUGUCAGAUCGGUAGCAGGCAGUGGAUCAACAAAACCAACGUAUGUACGGUUUCUGACUGGGUUGAAAGCAUACACACAAAUCUUCUCAAGAAUUGUGUUUGGUGCUAGGAGGAAUAGAUUUGUGGUUGAAGAUUGAAAAGUUUGCAGUUUGCAGUUUCUAUGAAUAUUAUGAUAUCUCUCGUACUUAUUCCACAGUUCCACCCCUUUUGAAACUAUCAUUGUGGUUAUGUGAAGGGAUUUGACAAAUUCUGUACUAUUUCAUUCAAUAAACGAUCAGAUGAUUUCCGAGUGUAUUGUAAUGGAUUUGAUAGGCUGAUCAUAUGGCUCAGCAAACCAACAUACAUACUCUCCCUUUGCUGUGUUUCUGAACGAACUCCAUCCUCAGUUGUUAAUAAAUCUGGACUGUGCAAACUCUGAUACUUGAGAAGGUUUAUACCGAGUUAACACGGUUUGCAGAUAAACAAAACCGGUUGUUCCAGACUCAACAAGUGAGCAAUGCCUAAUUGCCUACUACACAAUAAGCUGAAAAUGAAAGUUGGGAAGUGGGUAUCUCUGUUAUUUUAGGACCCUUUUUUCUUUUUCAACUUUCUUAAAAGGGACUAGGUCCAAUUUUAUCUUCAUCACUUAUUUGUGGAAAAAUAUGUAAUCACUACAUACUGAUAUACUGAAUUAUUGAUAUAGUACUGUGGUCUGUGGUAUCUGA